ACAGUGCAGAGAGAGAGAGAGAGAGAGAGGGAGACUCAGAGGGAGUUCUGCUGCUGAAGUAAAAGCAGAGUUAUUAGGAAGCAGAAAAUGGGACCGGCUGCCACCUCGCUCGCUCUCCUGUGUUUAUGUUCUCUGGGUGUGUGUGUUCCUACAGGGACGGACGACGCAACACAGGCAUCCCUGUCAGAGGUGAAGAAGGCGAGAGGGGACGUUCCUGAUAUUCUUCCAGAGCCUGAACCAGAACCAGAACCAACCAGCCCAUUGUCGGACUUUGAAAACUCAUACAACUAUGUCUUGUCCAGACUGGCCGGGAUGGACCAGGCCAUCCACAAGCUGAAUGUUGGUCACUACACUCUGGAUGUUAAAGUCAGCCAGUUAAUGGACCGUCUGAUCAGGAUGGACUCUAAAGUCGGGGAGCUGGAGGACACCAUCCGAGAGGUCUACCAGCACAGUAAAGACAACCGCAAGCAGAUGGGAAGACUGGAAGGCUGCCAGAAGGGACACAGGAUGGGUUACAAGUGUUAUCUUGUGUACAACAGCCAUGAGGACUACGCCGGAGCGGCCCGGAAGUGCAUAGAACGCGGCGGCCGCAUGGCGAUGCCCCGCGACCGCAAGGAGCAGGAGGCCCUCGCCGACUACGUCAAGUCCUUCUUCCACCCGGGGAACUGGCCCGUCUGGCUGGGCAUCAACGACCUGCGAUCAGAGGGCAUGUACCUCUUCGAUGACGGGACUCGGGUCACGUACUUCCAGUGGCGCAAACACUUCCUGUCCAGCCAGCCGGACGGCGGGAAGCGGGAGAACUGUGUGGCGAUGUCGUCAGACGAUGGAGACUGGUGGGACCACUACUGCGAUCGGACCAUGAACUAUCUGUGCGAGUUUGACGACAGGGUGGGACUUUAAAAUGAACUCUUGUUUUAUCUUUGACCUCCAUCAGAAAUCAAAGUCCAUUAUAUUUUUAAAUAACUUAUUGCCCUUGAAGGGACACUUUAAACUUACCUGGAUUGGCUGUAAUCAAAGGUAAGGUAGUCCUCGAUUCUCUUUAGGAAAAUUACGUAACACUUUACAAUAACCAUCAUUUAUAAAUGGUAAAUAGAUUAUAAACCGUUUAUAGGCCAUUUAGAAUGGUAAAUACAUAAUUUAUUACUGUUUAACUAACUAAAGCAU
This is a messenger RNA of Centropristis striata (black sea bass), 1164 nucleotides long. RefSeq names its product C-type lectin domain containing 11A (gene clec11a). Bases 88 to 900 code for a protein of 270 amino acids. The record is from RefSeq and is a predicted model, not a curated record. Lineage: Eukaryota; Metazoa; Chordata; Actinopteri; Perciformes; Serranidae. The transcript is spliced from 5 exons.